Messenger RNA from Clarias gariepinus (North African catfish), 614 nucleotides. RefSeq names its product heat shock protein, alpha-crystallin-related, b11 (gene hspb11). NCBI's taxonomy places the organism in Eukaryota, Metazoa, Chordata, Actinopteri, Siluriformes, Clariidae. Gene Ontology annotation, cellular component: intraciliary transport particle B; cilium; centrosome. The record is from RefSeq and is a predicted model, not a curated record. Gene Ontology annotation, biological process: intraciliary transport.
GCCAUGAGAAGAAGCCAGCACCACACUAAACACACUGCGAAAUAUUUCCCAAACGCUCCUGGCAGCGUGCGCACUGAUGGGCCGGAUGUUAAUGACGUCAAAAAGAUGCGACUCUGUUAGCUUGACUGGCUGCUUGGCAACCCGAGCGAUAAACUCAGAUAGAAUCAUGUUAAACACGGCUUUAAGCUCGUUUGGUGCUCAGGUUGUGUUGGCGACGUCCAGCGAUGAGAAUCAUCCGCCGGAAAACAUGGUUGACGGAAACAUGGAGACGUUCUGGCUAUCGACGGGAAUGUUUCCUCAAGAGGUCAUCAUCAGAUUCCCGGAUAACAUGAAAAUAUCGGUGAUAUCCGUGCACAGUUUUAAUGUGAAACGAUUAAGAAUUGAGAAGAGCACACAAGCAGAGACUGAGAAAUUUGAACUCAUAGCAGAGAGAGACUUCGAACAAACGGAUGAAAGUCUACAAAUCAAUGAAAUAUCACUUGACGGCUCGAACGCAACACAUCUGCGCUUUCUCAUCCUCUCUGGAUACGAUCAUUUUGUCUCAGUUCACAAAGUGGGGAUACAGGCAUAAGAAUGACUAAUGAAUCAACAGGAUUUGGAAAGUAUGAUUUUUU